CCCUUUGGGGGUCAUUCCGGCUUGGUCGCACGCAGGCUAUUUAUUGCACUGCUGCAACCAGGUAAUCGCUGCCAACAGGGGAGGGGGUUAUAGCUGUGCAGGGCUGCGAUCGGCUGUGCAGAGAGGUGCACAAGAAAAAGUUUGUGCAGUCUCUGCACAGCACAAGACUUACUCACCCGCUGCGAUGACCCUUCCUGGAGCUGACGUCAGGAUCCCUCCCUGCAAACGGCCGGGCACGCCUGCAUUUUCUUCUACACUCCCAGAAAACGAAUCGGACCAGGACGCAGAACGGGCACAAUGAAGACUGAGAUCUCCACAGCAGCUGUAUUCAUCACCAAGCUCCUGAAAACCAGUGGGGUCAUACAGGAGCCCCAGCUGCAGCAGUUCUGCCAGUCCCUGCAGGAGUCCAUGAAAGAUCAUUACAAACAACACUGGUUUCCCCAGGUUCCUUGCAAAGGUUCAGGCUAUCGCUGCUUGAGAAUCAACCACAAAAUGGACCCCUUGAUAGGGCGGGCAGCCAGAUAUAUUGGCCUCAGCCACCAGAGACUGUUCCAGCUUCUGCCCAGUGAGCUCACACUCUGGGUUGACCCAUUUGAAGUUUCUUAUCGCAUAGGGGAAGAUGGAUCUAUCUGUGUAUUGUACGAAAGCUCACCAGCAGUUGGGAAGUCUUUAGAGAACCACUCAAGCUGCAAAGAUGAACUUCGGCUGGGACGAAAUAGCCCAUCUAAAAACUACAACAUGAUGACCGUUUCCGGCUAGGUGGACACACGCACAGAACAUUUAAGAAAGUUCAUUUUACGAUUCUGUAUGUAUCCAACGUCCCCUUCCUUAUAACAGUAGAUAAAAAUGAAUUGUCUCAUCUUCAACACCUAGACAUUAAAAUUGUAGUACUGCCAA
Molecule: messenger RNA, 897 nt
Organism: Pseudophryne corroboree (corroboree frog)
Lineage: Eukaryota; Metazoa; Chordata; Amphibia; Anura; Myobatrachidae
Product: protein BTG1-like
Exons: 3
Coding region: 298-759 (153 amino acids)
Biological process (GO): negative regulation of mitotic cell cycle; negative regulation of cell population proliferation
Cellular component (GO): nucleus; cytoplasm
Source: RefSeq, a predicted model, not a curated record